Molecule: messenger RNA, 2381 nt
Organism: Cloeon dipterum
Lineage: Eukaryota; Metazoa; Arthropoda; Insecta; Ephemeroptera; Baetidae
Product: nuclear receptor subfamily 2 group C member 1-A-like
Exons: 10
Coding region: 193-1779 (528 amino acids)
Biological process (GO): regulation of transcription by RNA polymerase II; anatomical structure development; cell differentiation
Molecular function (GO): nuclear receptor activity; zinc ion binding; RNA polymerase II cis-regulatory region sequence-specific DNA binding
Source: RefSeq, a predicted model, not a curated record
CCUCUGCCCCCACCGCCCCGCCGCCACAAGUGCCGUCAGUCCCUCGAGACCUGUCGGCCAAAGUGCACCCGAAAAGAGAGUCUCGCGAGCCGCGCGCUGGAUUUUCCCGAACGUCGAGCGCGGAAAACUCGUGUCCGGGCCCAGCCAGCUUGCGUCCCAGGUCGGCUGUGAUGCUGUUGGACUGAAUCUGCUAUGGUCAAGAUGGACAUGAUGCAGGAGGUGAGGUCUCCGCCUCCGACUAGGCUCAUCCUGGAGCGAAUCAAAGCGGAACACGACCAGAUGGGCUCCCUCCCCUUGUUGGCCACCGCGGCCGAAAAGGCGUCGCACAGAACCCUCUGCCUGGCCGCGGAGCUGUGCGUCGUGUGCGGAGACAGAGCUUCGGGUCGGCACUAUGGCGCCGUCAGUUGUGAAGGGUGUAAGGGCUUCUUCAAGAGGUCGAUCAGGAAGCAGCUCGGCUACCAGUGCAGAGGUAGCAAGUCUUGCGAGGUGACCAAGCACCACAGGAACAGGUGCCAAUACUGCAGACUUCAGAAGUGCCUCACCAUGGGGAUGAGAAGUGAUUUGUGCAAAAUGCUUCCAGCCGUGCAGCACGAGCGCAAACCCAUCGGGGUCAAGAGUCGCGACUCGGCCUCAACCCCUUCAAGCCAGAGGGAGCAAUCGGGCUACGCGUCCAGUUCGAGCCGAUACUCGCGCGGCGUCAAGGACCUGAUGGGCCGCGCACCGCCGCCCGGCAUCAACCUGUCCGAGCUCGGCCUCAUGAGCCACCUGAUCUCUUCCAGAAAUAGUUUUGGUUUUGAUCCAACCAGACGACAGCAGUCACCCAUUAGCGCAGAUGAAGAAGCCUCCGGGGACAGCAGCGGAGGUGACAUCACAGACGCCAUGGCAAUGGCCCAGGAGAGGGAAGCUAUCACACGAGCCUUGGACACUAUGGUCCAAAAUUUAUACCACCCUGCGAACGGCUCAGAGAACGGCAUGGACGAGACGGCGGAGAUUGAAGGUCCAAUCAUUUCCGACCAGCAAAUGUCGUUUAAUCUGCAGGUGCCCAACCAGAUUCCGCCAUACUUCAACAACCACUUCAUCUGCGAGAGUGCCUCCCGGCUGCUCUUCCUCUCUGUCCACUGGGCAAGAAGCAUUCCUGCUUUCCAGAUGCUCAGCGUUGAAAACCAAAUCGAGUUGGUCCGCCACACUUGGCCUGAAUUAUUCACGCUGGGGCUGACGCAGUCUUCAGACACACUCUCCGUCCAGUCCAUCUUGUGCACCGUUCUGUCGAACCUGCAGGCCUGCCAGGACAGACUGUCACCUCAAAAAGUAAAAGAGAUUUGUCAGCUGCAGAUUUACGUUAACAUCAUGCAAAAACUGAAGCUCUCAGACCAAGAGUUCGCCUACAUGAAAGCCUUAGCCCUGUUCAGUCCUGAUGUGCCAACCUUGAGUUCAACCUCCGUGAUCUCCAGCAUUCAGGACAAAUUGGUGCUGGAAUUCAAGAGCAACUUGUCCGCCUCAGGAGAUUCAAAACGCUUCUCGCAGCUGCUUCUUCGAAUGGCGCCUCUGAAGGCUUUCCAGGCGCGCCAGCUCGAGGACAUUUUCUUCUCCGGUCUUAUUGGCUCGGUGCAAAUCGACAGCGUGAUUCCUUACAUCAUCCGCAUGGAGGACGAAUUUUUCAAUGGCCAACUCACAGGAAAUCCAAUCAACCUGACAUCCCUGAGCAGCCGCAGGUCGGCAGACAGAAGUCGGGAGGAGGAAGUGAUGGCUCAAGAUGUAGAUAACGAAGACUCGGAGUAAAACUUGUUCAUCUCUUAAUUAGUUUCACUUUUCUGACACUCACAGUGGUCUCAAGCUUGUGUAUUUUGUGAUUUCCAGUCAUUUAAGGCAACUGUUAAGUGGAUGGUAUUGUUCGACGAAAUGUAGUAUUAUUUUAAUUUAUGAAUUCAUACAAAAACUUGCAGGAGCGGUUUGCGCACGGUGCAAUUCAAAACAGUUGUCUAGUCUGUGUGCAGGUAUUUUAAAAAGUAAUGCGAAAACCACAACAUAUAUUAUAUGUGUGUAUCAUACUUAAAAACGCAAACGCAGCCACAAAUGUCCAUGUGCCUUGCAAAUUAUGAGAACUCUUCCAUUGUACACAGUUUGCAAAAUUAUUUUUGGCACAACCAAAUAGCAAAAAUUAGCAGAAGUCGAUAUUUUAGCCCCGUGGAGCAUUAUAGACGUGCAGUUGGAAAGCAGUGUAGCAUUUAAAUAUGUGAAGAACUUUACAAAUAUUUUGGUACUCUCGUGUUAUAUAAAGUUAACAAAAGUAAUGAGAAGUCGUGAUUCUAGCGGAACAUAAUGUAAUGUGUCCAGAUAACUGUAAUAUAAAACUGAAAAUAAAAUUGGUGAUUUAUUCAAAA